Molecule: messenger RNA, 630 nt
Organism: Cyanidioschyzon merolae strain 10D
Lineage: Eukaryota; Rhodophyta; Bangiophyceae; Cyanidiales; Cyanidiaceae
Product: cytochrome c oxidase subunit Vb
Exons: 1
Coding region: 1-630 (209 amino acids)
Biological process (GO): mitochondrial electron transport, cytochrome c to oxygen
Cellular component (GO): mitochondrial envelope
Source: RefSeq, a predicted model, not a curated record
AUGCAACGGUUCUUGGUGUGCGGUGGCUUGGAUGCGCUCUUAAGGCGCACAUUAGCGCGCGCAACGAGCACGAGCACGCGUUGGCGCAACCUUGAGAUCCUUGACGUACCCGUACAUAAGGAUAAGACAUUUCCGCAAGGGUAUUGGUUCUGGUGGCGUAGCAGUGGACUUUUAGUUCCUGGUGGGCGUACGAGGCGGUCAGCGCUACAGCCGAGCGUGCCCUGCUGCGCGAGCAUCGCGACCAAAGCCAGCGGUUCGAGUGCCUCGCUGUCGCCGCCGCGUGCCUCGGCAGCUAUGGACACAUCAAAUGAUGAAGCCACGGACUUGCAGCCGCCGGUUCGGGGAGCGCCGCCUGGAGCGAUGCCCACCGCGGAGGAUCAAGCAACCGGACUGGAGCGUUUGGAGCUGGAGUACCCCGACCUUUUCAAACACAACGAAGUUAUCCGCGGGCCUUUCGGGACCAUGGAUGCUCCGGUUAUGGUCGAGAGCGCCUACAACAGCCGUAUCGUGGGUUGCACGGGUCCCGCUGCACCCAAUGAUCACGACCUCUACUGGCUCGAAGUGCGGAAAGAUCAACCCGCAGUUUGCCCACUUUGCGAACAGGUAUUUACGCUUAAACAAGUGACGUAA